UGUCUAAACCGGGCUCGGCUGUCCAGCUUUUCAUGAUUCAGUGCCCCGGCGCUGGAGACGAACCGCUGGAACUCAAAACCCUUCCCGCCGGCGGCGAGUGGCUAUGCCCAAGAGCAGUGGAAAGCUCUUGUUUUCCGCCUUGCUGAAGGCCUUCAAGUCAAACGUCGCCGAGGUAUACCCGGCCACCUCUGGGCUCCCAACCAUAAACAAGCUUCUCAACAAACCAUAUGGCAAUCCUCCGACCUCUCCCAACUCCUCCUCCGUUCCUACGGAGAGUUCAAAGAGGGCCAUCUCCAGCCUAGCCGACAUGUUCGUUUUGCAGUUAAAGAAAACGUCUCCGCAAGGCCCUGCGCAGGAAUCAUGUGCUGAAAUAACGAGUGAGAUAUCUUCCAUCAUUCCCAGUUUUGAUGACCCCGAAUCACCUACGACACAGGCGAACUUUGAGGACCCUUGCGGAAAUCAGUAUCUGAAUGGCUUACAUCAGAGGAAGAAGGAAACAUCUAGAUUUCGGAAGCAAAAGGUUAUUUUGAAGAACGUGAAGUCUCGGCAUUUUUUAAAACUUAUGGAAGUAUGUGGAGAGAAGCUGGAUGUUGAAUCUACCCUAGGUUUAUUUGGUAGGUUAGGUAGACAAAUAAGCUUGAAGGAAUAUAAGACAUUGAUAACACUCUGGCUAGGAAAGGCUAGAAGCAUUAAUGUUAAAGAUUCUUUGGGUUAUCUUCAAAAGUUGUUUCAUCUCUUUAAAUCCAUGAGAGAAAGGGGUUUUCAGAUUCCGGAAGAUUGUUAUGGUCCUCUUUUCGUGUAUAUGAUUGACAUGAGAAUGAGGGAUGAAUUCAAAGUCUUUACUGACUUUAUUAAAGAUUAUGACGAUGGAUCCUACACCAAAUUAGGUUAUUAUGAGAUGUUAUUUUUGAUUAAGAUUGGUGAUAAAUGCAGAAUUAAGGAACUAUGCAGCUCCAUAGCAGCUGGCUGGGGCGCUGAUAAUAAUAAAUUAGCAGAGAGCUAUUUGUUGGCCUUAUGUGAAAAUGAUAUGGAGGAGGAGCUGAUCCAAUUACUAGAAGCAUUUGAUAUGGGUGGUAUUUUGUCAUUGGAGCUUGCAUCAUGCAUAUCUAAAUCUAUAGGGAGGUUGAAGCUAGAGAAUUUUAUUGAGAAGUUUAUUUUGGCAUUCAAGAUUAGAGGAACGGAGGAAGAGAACAUUUCAUGUUUCAUCUAUGAUUAUGCUUCCAGCAUACCUAAUUUAGCGGUUGAAGAUAUUAUAUCAAAAUUUGAAAAGCUACAUGAGAAAAUUGAAGUCAUACCUACUGUUGCAUCUUGGGACAAGCUGAUCAAACUUUCUUGCAAUUUGUCCAAGGUACAAGUAUCUCUUGACAUAGCUGACCGUAUGUGUCGAUCUGGUUUGGUUGUUUCAGUCGAAUCUUUUCAUCCAAUUUUGCAUGCAUGUGAGCAAACUUCUGAGUUUGACCUGGUCCAUCACAUAUAUUCAGUGAUUUGCCGUCAUAACUUGAAGCCAAGCGGAGAUACUUUCAAAAGUCUGAUAGUAUUGUGUACAAAGAUGAAAGAUUUUGAGGGUGCUUACAACCUUUUGAAAGAUGCAAGGGAGAUGAAAGUGAUGCCAAUGACAGGCAUGUAUAAUGCAGUCAUGGCUGCGUAUUUUCGAGAGAAAAACAAUUAUGGUGCAUUGAUGGUUCUCCAGCAAAUGCAAGAUUUAAAUAUUAAGCCAGAUUCUGAGACUUACAGUUACAUGAUAUCCAACUGUGGAAGUGAAGAGGAUAUUGUCAAGUAUUAUGAUGAAAUGCAACACACAGGAGUUCAAGCAACAAAAUAUGUUUACAUGGCCCUUAUUAAUGCAUAUGCCACCUUUGGGAAAUUUGAAAAGGCUAAACAGGUGAUUCGAGAUGCUGACAUUCCACAUAGAUACUUGAACGAAAUCCGGAGUGUACUUGUAUCAGCUCUUUCUUCAAAUGGACAAAUAUCUGAAGCGCUUAUUGCAUAUGAUGAAAUUAAGCAAGCUGGUGACAAAAUUCAACCCAAAGCUGCCAUAAGCCUCAUUGAAAACCUUCAAAAUGAAGGCAAUUUGGAUAGGUUGCAGCAGCUUCUGGAUGACUUAAUUGAGUCAAGCUACUGGUUUGAUGGGUGCAGUAGAGUUGUAUUGUAUUGCGUGCGGCACAACUUAGCUCGAACUGCAGUCGAGUUACUUGAGGACCUCAAGAAGAAAGAUGAAUCAAGUACAUAUAUUGUUAUUGAUCAGGUCUUCAGCGGAAUUUGGUCAAAUGAAACUACAAACUUGGAAAUUGGGCUCGAGUUGCUGCGAGCUAUUAAAGAAGAGCUACAUCUUUGUGUUAGUCGAAUUAGUCUGGAUUUUCUUCUAAGUACCUGUGUAAAAGCUAAGGAUGCACUGCGUGCCCAGCUGGUUUGGUCUGAAUAUGAAGUUGCUGGACUUCCAUACAACAUCUUAACUUUUUUGAGGAUGUAUCAAGCUCUACUAGCGUCCGGCGAUAUCAAUGCAGCAUCAAAUAUUCUGAAGAGAAUAACAAAGGAUGAUCCUCAUGUUCGAUACGUCAUCGAGUCUUGUAAAGCCACUUACAGCAAUAAACAUUACAACAACCCCAAAAUUACAUAGGUAUUAUGUAUCCUUUUAUGAUAGGGAAAUGUGCUCUCAUUUCUCAUUUUGAUAAAUUAUUUCUUGGUUGAAUUACACAGCCUAAGUGGGAUUGAUAUUGAAAUUUCAGAAACUUCACCCUUUACUUGGAUUAAUUACAUACAUACCCACUAUUUCAAUAUCUAACACCUAAACUUUCGAUGUGUAAUUACGUCGGAAUAAGUUUAUGGUAUGUAUGUAAAUCCCCCAAUUGUACUUCGAAAUGUGCCCAGAACAUAGUGCUGAAAAUUUAGAAAAACACAUCUAAAUGUUGGAACUUAAGGUUUCAUUUUCAA
Messenger RNA from Phalaenopsis equestris, 2931 nucleotides. RefSeq names its product pentatricopeptide repeat-containing protein At4g04790, mitochondrial. The coding region runs from base 104 to 2617 and encodes 837 amino acids. Gene Ontology annotation, molecular function: protein binding. The record is from RefSeq and is a predicted model, not a curated record. Lineage: Eukaryota; Viridiplantae; Streptophyta; Magnoliopsida; Asparagales; Orchidaceae. The transcript has 16 exons.